Molecule: messenger RNA, 4379 nt
Organism: Drosophila subpulchrella
Lineage: Eukaryota; Metazoa; Arthropoda; Insecta; Diptera; Drosophilidae
Product: trichohyalin
Exons: 7
Coding region: 796-3201 (801 amino acids)
Cellular component (GO): trans-Golgi network transport vesicle; trans-Golgi network; endosome
Source: RefSeq, a predicted model, not a curated record
UUUUCCGUUCGUGGCGAACACACGCGUUUCCCAGCGAAAGCAGCGUUUGAAACUGCCGGCAUUUCGAAUCUCUUGGCCGUUAGAAGAAGUUGGCUAAAAGCGAACAAACCUCUCAUUUCGGUCGAAAAACUUCCGAUCGACAAAAACACAACAAGUGCGAUUGGCCAGUGCCACUUACAAUUAGCUGCAAGUGCAACUUGGCUACUUGGCUUUUUGGUUUUUUGGCUUCUUGGCUUAUUGGCAGGUGUUGCUGCAGGUGAAAUUUCGGUCGUGCCGGUUAGAUUAGCCUGACACCUUCAACGAUUCCGAUUCCCACAACGAUUCCCAUUCAGAAACCGAAACCCAAACCGAAACCCACUCCGUGUGUUAUUUCCCGCGCUAAUUGGCUUGAUUUUUGGCUCAAAACUAAAUAUCAAGUUUCAAUAUUUACCGUGUGCUCGCGAAAUCGGACAGUCUGUCACUUGCGGAAACCGAAAGAAGUCUAUAUACCUCACAUAUAUAUAUAUAUAUAUGAUAUAUAUCUUUUGGCAUCGGGCCAUCCUCAACGAGUGAGCUUGGAAAGCAGGCAGCCCAUCCUAUUUGCAUUUCAAAUUGUUUGCGAAGAUCUAAGAAAGAUUCGCCAAUUCUGAUCUGAAGGACUCUCGAAGAAGCCUACCCAAUAGCCCGUCAUCCGGUUGAGCGAUGUAAGAAGUGGCCAGAACGAAUAAAGUACAGAGCAACCAGAGAUUCAUCUUAGCCAAGAAAGAACAGGAACAAAGCCCCCGCAUCAUCAACCGUCAAGAAGCAGGCAUCAGGAUGAGUGGCAGCCAUAAAAUGUGGUGUUGUCAAGUAUUUAUCUUAGCUUUAUUUGCCCACACAAUUUCGGCGGAGUUCCAUAUCAGUGCAGCUCAGGCCGGCGUCAGCUUCGAUGGGCCCUCGCCGGCCCAAAGAACGGAUGCAGUGACUCCAACUUCCAGGCCAAAGCGUCGCGUGUACGCCUUGUGCCCGCCGCAGUUCCAUCGCGUGGGCACCGAUUGCUACUCGCUGGUGGAGCAGCGCAGCAGCUGGCUGGAGGCGCACUUCUUCUGCAAGGACAAGAACGCCAAUCUCACGGAGCCGGGCAAACACGCCGACCGCAAACUGAGACAGUUCCUCCAAAAACAGGAUGCCCUAUCAGGCGAAAAAGAUCCCAUUUGGCUGGGAGCCACCUAUGACCACCACAACAACCAAUGGCAGUGGAGCAUGAGCGGACGCAGUCUGACCACCGACUCCUUCAGCCGCACCGAUCCCGCCUAUGUGCAACUUGUCUCCAACAGCCAACCAUUGGAUAAUAACUGUGCCAUCUACGAUCCGAAUCUCAAGUACCGCUGGUCGGCGCGUCCCUGCUCGGAUAAGUUGCGCUUCAUCUGCCAGCACAAGAUGCCCAAGGUGAGCGGACCGAAUCGCUUUAAGAUCUACAACCGCUGGAACGCCACCUAUCCGAACCAGCUGGCCAACGAGGUGGUGCUGGAGAUUCUGGAACCGCGUGAGAAUGAUCGCAGAUUCCACCGCCGUGUUAAGGCCGAGGGCAGUGACGAGGAGAUGAUCAUCCCCAACCGACGCCGCAAUAAUAAUCGCCGCAACAACCAGAGGAACCGCCCAAUCCAAAACCAGAAUCAGCAUCCCAACGAUGUGAACUACCAGCCGACGGAGCCGCGUCAGAGGAAUCGUCCUCGUGCCUCCACAGUGGCGCCACCCGCUACCCAAUCGGUUAACCCAUCCAAUGAUGUCCUGACUGCCUCACCCACGCCCCAGCAGAUGACCCAGUAUGAUCGCAAGUUGCAACGCCAGCGGGAGAGGGAGCGUCGCCGCCAGUUGCGUCGCCAGGAGCGCCAGAAGUUGGCCAGGAAGCAAAAGCAGGAGAAGCAACGCCGCCUAAAGGAGGAGCGAUUGCAGCGGGAGGAGCAGCAGCGACGCCAGCGAUUGCAGCAUGAUCAGCCCAAGCCCCAGGAGAUCGAUGAACUGCGUCAGCGUUCUGAAGAGGAGCAUGAAAAGAAGCAAAGGGCUGAGCAGGAAAGGAAACUAAGGGAUGAGCAGGAAAAGAAGCAGAGGGAGGACCAGGAAAGAAAACAAAAGGAGGACCAGGAAAAGCAGCAGAGGGAUGAGCAGGAGAGGAUCAGGCAGGCGGAGGAGGAGCAGCAGGCCAGAAGCCACCAGCAGCAGCUCCACGAGAACCAGCAGCAGCAGCUCCGCGAACUCAAGGCCAAGCAGCAGCGCCAGGAACAGGAGCAGGAGUACCAGCAGCAGAAGCGCGAUCGCGAACUGGAGAUGCUGAAGCAACGCCAGUUGGAAGCCGAUCGCCAGCAUGCCGCCGAGACGGAAGCGGAGAAGCUUCGCCUAGAGCGCAUCCAGAAACAACGCGAACUGGAGGCGGAACAGCGAAGGGAACGCGAGGAGCAGCGUCGCAAGCAGCGCGAGGAGCAGGAGGAACUGGAUCGCCAGAAUCAUGCCAAGCGUUUGGCCGAGGAGAAGCGCAUGCAGGAGCUGUACGCCGAGCGACUCAAGCAGGCCAAUACGGAGCGGGAGAAGCAACUGGCCCAGGCCCACGAGGCCAAACGUCUCGAGGAACUGAAGCUGCAGGAGCAGCUGAAGAAGCAGGAGGACGAGCGCCAGGAGCAGAUCCGUCGCGAACAGGAGGAGGAGGAGAAGCGCCAGGAACUGCAGAGGCUCGAGGAAGCGCGACGCUUCGAGGAGAAGGAGCUGAAGCGCCUGCACGAGGACAACCUGCGGCGCGAGCAGCAGAAGCUUCAGCGCGAGCAGGAAAUAGCACUUCGCAAGGCCGCCGAACAGAAGCUGGCCGAGGAGGAGGAGAUCCUGCGCAAGGAGCUGAGCGAGGAGGAGCGGGCGGUGAAGCAGCGCCUGGAGGAAGAGAUGCGCCAGGAGGAGGAGUCGCGCAAGGCCAAGGAGGCGGAGGAGCGGGCUGCCGAGGAGGCCAAGGCCGCCGAGCAGAAGCGACGCCUGGAGGCGGCCAAAAAGCAGGCCGACGAGGAGGUCAAGGCCAAGCUGGAGGAGAAGCGGCGCGAGUAUGCCACUCGAAUCUCGGCCCUGAGUCCCGAGGACCAGAGGAAGUUCAUCGAGAUGCGCAAGCGGCGCAAGCAGCUUAAGGAGAAGAAGGAGCGUGACCAGAGGGCGAAGGAGCUCAAGCGGAUACAGCAGGCCAUGCGGUUGGACGAUAACGAGUAGGAGCCCAGAGAAGUCCAGUCGGUAGGAUCACCAGCCCCCAACUAACCAAUACUAACCGAGACAUAUCGAUCAAAUUGGUUCCACAUACGCACCGUUGCCCAGUCGAUCCCUUUUCGAUGGUUUUCUUUGUGCUUUAACUAAAAACAAAAAACACAAGAUGAACACGCAAAAGUAUUAUUUACCAGAAGAGAGAUGAUAUAAGCAGGAGCAUCGCUGCGAUUUAGGGGGGAUCAAAUUUCAAUUGCAUUUCGAUCGAGCAGGAAACCCAAUCUCCAUGCACUUCGCUAGCUCUUUUAGUACUGUACAGUAAAGAUAUUCUAUAUAUAGGUCUAGGAUAUAGACACACCACACACCACACACACACACACACUCAGCACACACACGGCAACCAGUCACGCAUGUUUCCUUAAUAACCGAACUAGAAGUUAGCAAUCAAUUUUAGAGCCAAUAACCCCAUCACACGCAAAUCACGGGAAUUUUUAAACUCAGCACAGAAACCACGGCAUAAUUAUAGUGAAGAAAACGUAAGAUUGAAUGGAGAACUCCUUGGGGUCAAAGUCCAAAUCCCAUGCCUCCCCGCACUCGGUUUGCCUGAGGUGUCCUCGGAUCGGGCACAGCGAAGCAAUAAUUUACUAAUAAUAAUCUUUUGAUAACAUCAUCGGAUGGUCACCGACCAUUUCCUAAAUUCCUAGGUUACACAACUAUACUUUACAAGGAUAUGUAUGUAAUAACUAAAGUAUGUUUAAAUGUAAAUUUUUAUGUAUUUUUUAAUACCUCAAAGGCGAAAAGCAAAAAAAAGUAAUGGAGAAAAUGAAAAUGGAAAACCCCGAUGGCAACUUUCAGUACGUUUUGUUUCGUUUAAAAUGGAAAUUGAAAGCUGGCAAGGACGGGCAUGAAAUCGAAAGGGAAAGCAAUUUUAUAGCCAAGUAAAUGCAUUUUAAUAGUAAACUAACCAAUUUUAAAUAUUAUUAAUCUACACACGGAGAAAUGAAAAGCGAAUAAAACUAAAUAGUCAGCGAGAAACGUAAGCAAAGAAAUCAUGAGAAGGGCAAGCAGAACACAAAUGAAAUACGAAAACAUAUGAUAAAAUUACCAUAUAAUAUUUAUGCAAGAUAAAUUCUAGUUAAGAGGCAAACAAAGUAAAUUAAUGAAUAAAGUUUGAAAAAACACAAAACAAA